This is a messenger RNA of Procambarus clarkii (red swamp crayfish), 2910 nucleotides long. RefSeq names its product interaptin. Gene Ontology annotation, cellular component: cytosol. Lineage: Eukaryota; Metazoa; Arthropoda; Malacostraca; Decapoda; Cambaridae. The record is from RefSeq and is a predicted model, not a curated record. Gene Ontology annotation, molecular function: protein binding. Gene Ontology annotation, biological process: neurogenesis.
AAAAAAAAAAAUUGGGCUACUCUUAUUACAAAUUCGCUACUUUUAGACCGUCAGCUCGCUACUUUCAGCAAUUUAGCUCUGGCAUCCCUGGGCAGCGGUGCGCGGGCCCAGAGCUUCAGGCAGCUGCACCACCACGUUGUCUCCGCAGAAAUUUCCAUGAUUUGUGAUUUCUAUCGCGACAAUGGAGAACAGAAACUGCGGAGAACACGACUCGAGCAAUAAUCCUCCCGUCGUUAUGGAUAAGAAUGCCCAGGGUUGCGGAGAUAGGAACUUACAGAGCGGAGACAUAGAUAAUACAUAUGUAAUACUCUCUUCCUCUGAAAUGACGGAGAAAGAAUUAAGAGAGGAUUCUAAAGAACAGGGCGUGCAGAGUGAAGCCACCGGCGUGUUGGAGGAAGAAUUAAGAGAGGAUUUCAGGGAACGGAAGGGUGAAGCCACCCAAAUUCUAGAUAAAGAAUUAACAGAGGUUUCCAGGGAACAGAACGUGCAUAGUGAAACCAUCCAGGCACUAGAUGAAAAAAUAAAAAAGGAUUGCCAGGUUCAAAACUUAACAUGUAAACUCGACCAUUUGAUGAAUGAGGGAGAUAUGGAGUGCAGCAAGCAAAGUGGAAGUAGAAUAACUAAAAUGUUGGGUGAGAGACAACAGGAGCUCGGUGAACAAAGUGAAAUUACCAUGUUGGAUAAAAGACAAAAAGAGUGCGGGAAGGAGAUUGGAUUUAGUCAUCUAUUGAAUUAUAAACAUGAGUCUAGCGAUCAGAGUGGAAUGACUCAAAUGUUAGAUAUGAAACAACAGGAGGGCAGCAAUGAAAUUGGAUUUUCCCCUCUGUUAACUGAAAGACAACAGGAGAACAACGAUCAAAGCUUCCACAGUCGACUUACUCAGAUGUUGGAUGAUAUAAAUCAGGAAUAUAGUGAGUUGAACUUUCAGAAUAGAAUUACUCGGCUAGUGAACGAAGGAAAACAGGAGUAUAACGAACAGAACUUGCAGAGUAAACUGAAUCAAAUGUUACAGGAUAAAAGACAGGAAUGUAAUGAACAGAAGUGGCAGAGUGGUUUGCACUAUAAGAGACAGGAGUAUAAGGAAGAGAACUGGCACAGUAGACUCAAUCAGACAUUGCGAGAUAAAAGAGAGGAGUGUAGUGAACAGAACUGGCAGGGUAAAGUUAAUCAGAUGUUGUAUGAUAUUAGACAGGAAUGUAACGAACAGACACCGCAGAGUAAUCUUACUCAGACGUACGUUAAUAAACAGGAGAGAAGCAUGCAGAGUGGAUUUACUCGCUUGUUCGAUAAAAUAAACAUUGAGAGCAGUAAGCAGAAUGACAAUACAAGAGAUGGGAGCAACGCGCAGAACUUGCUGGGUGGAUUUACUGAUAUGUUGAAUGAGCUCAGACAGGAGUUUUGCUAUAAGAACCGGCAAAAUAUACCCACUCGUGUGAUUGAGAAAAGGCAAAGUGGCAGAGAGCAGAACUGGCAGAAAGGGCUCGACACUCCUAAUGAGCGACUCGGUUGUCUGUUAAUGUCUUCACGACAUAGUGAUCUCAAACUUAACUUCCGAGACAAAAAUGCUUUCUUCAAGGUUCAUAAAUUAGUUUUGGCCAUGACGUCACCGGUGUUUGAGGCCAAACUCUUCUCAUCUGAUGUGAUCAUUCAAGAGCUUACUCUUACGGAUAACCCGGAUGACAGCUUCCGCUGGUUAUUACAGUACAUGUACACUGGGUGCACCAAGUUGCCCUCUGCAAACAUUUGUCUCCAGGUCACCCAUCUGGCUGUCAAAUACCAAAUAGAUGCCCUCUUCACUGUUUGUGCCCGUUACCUGGACAAGGUCCUGUGCAAGGAUAACCUACUGGAUAUCUACAACGCCGCCGUCGCCAUAGACAACAAACGCCUUCUUCAUGCGUGCAGGAUGAGAUUGGUGACGUAUAGCAGGGAGGUGUUGUCGUCCCAGAAGCUUGGUGACCUUAGUCGUGACGCACUCAAACAUAUGUUGAAGGAAGGAAUUAUUUCAUCCGGCACUGCCAUCUUUAGAAUUAUCCUAAGCUGGGGUAAAGCUCAACUAUUGAAACAGAAACGGGAACCAACCAAGGUGGCUCUUCGACAAGAGAUAAAUGAUUUCCUUCCUCUAGUGAACUUGUCGACCAUGUCUGUCGAAGAUAUUGCCAAUCAUAUUAUUCCCUCUGCAAUCUUCACCUCAGAAGAAGCUACAACCUUUCUCAUGAGCGUUAAGAAGAGCAAGGCGGUGCAACCUUUCAUGGAAUGGUGUCGCGAGAUAUAACUUCAGUAUUUCAAGUUAUGAGAUCAAAGUUCUGAAAAAAUAGUUUUAAAGGAGUUGUCCUUGAUAACAAAGACUGAAAUCAGCUUUAACAUUCAGUCAAAACAGUUUAUUAAGAAGGUAGUUAAAGUUGAAGCUGAAGGUAGUGGAUGCAUAGGAGGUAUUUCAAGCUAGAGAAAAUGUCUAAUAAAGGCUUUAAGAAGCGUUUAUUAUUGGGAUCCCAGAAGGAACUGCUACAUAACCGUCAGAGACAUUUGAUUUGAUCAAACGGAUGAAAAAAGUCACAAAAUGUUAUUUUUAUGUGUUGAUUAAUAACUGUUGCAUUUAUUUUCGCUCCAGUUAAGAUUUGCAAAACAAAAGAAAAACUGUACUAAUAGUUGAUUAAGACACUAGUAACCUGAAUUACUUUCGUUAUUCAGCUAUAAAGGAGUAUCAUUGUUAUCUAAGUUUUUUGUGACAAAUUCAUAUCUAUUUCACAUAAUAUAUUUACAUUAUUCUGAAUGAGGCCAUGAACACUUAAUGUGCGAACUAUUCAAAUAUCAAGUUCUAUGAUGUAAAUGUUAGAUUAUAUUCUUUAUUACUGAUAACAUACAUCAAGUUUGCGUGUUAAGUGUUUGACUUGUGUUUUUCAAUUUUAGUUG